This is a messenger RNA of Mesorhabditis belari, 1128 nucleotides long. NCBI's taxonomy places the organism in Eukaryota, Metazoa, Nematoda, Chromadorea, Rhabditida, Rhabditidae. The record is from the annotation of a GenBank genome assembly.
AUGUCGGACAAACCGGAGAGCAGCAAGACUCGACUCGAAGAGCAUCUCAUCCAGCCAUUUUUCCAAAAGGAUUUCUUGUCAGAGUUGCCAGAGGAGGUUGCUUAUCGCAUCAUCGCCUAUUUGACACCGAGCGAUUUGACGUCUGGUCGUAUCGUUACUGGUUAUCGUGAUCGUUAUAAUCAUGAUGCGUUACGGGUUUGGAAAAUUGAUGAUGCUCAGCCGGCUUUCACUAUAAAUGGCCAUAUGGGUUAUAUUAGCACGUUUCAAGUGAGUGACGAUGGCAACUACAUUGUCAGUGGCGCAAAUGAUGGAAUGGUGCGCGUUUGGUGUGGUCAAACCGGUGCACGGCUUCAUGUUCUGCAGGGUCAUACGAGUACUGUUCGGUGCAUGAGUCUACAUGGCACAACUCUUGUUUCUGGAUCGUACGAUCAAACGCUCCGAGUCUGGGACCUUGUCGACUGGAAAUGCCUUCACAUUUUGACUGGCCACUUGGGGAUGGUUUGGUGUGAGCAAUUUGGUGGAAUUCGGGUUGUCUCUGGGGCCUCUGAUGGUACUGUAAAGGUUUGGAAUGUACAGACAGGGGAGUGUUUGCAGACGCUGACGGGUCACACCGAUGCAGUCGAAUCACUUUUGUUUGAGCCAGAGCGCGAUCUGGUCGCCUCUGCAAGUCUUGAUGCAACGAUUCGCGUCUGGGAUGUACGAAGAGGAACAUGCAUCGCAAUUCUGCUCAGUCAUCAAAGGUACUUCUAUGGCAUGCAACUUCGCGAAAACAGGUUGGUUGCCUGCUAUGCCUACCUGGACGUUGGGGUUUGGGACAUUCGUGACGGUGGUUCGUGCAUUCAUCGCUUACAGGACGUAAAUGGCCACACAUCGACCAUCACUUCAUUGCAAUGGCUUGACUCGGGACUUUUGGUGACAGGUUCUGACGAUGGCUUGGUCAAGCUUUGGGAUGUGGAUAAAGGUAUUUUCGUCCGUGUCCUCGUUCGUCUGCAAUCGGGUAGAUCUGGGGGUCGCGUUUGGCGUUGCCGUCUUAAAGCCACCGAAACAUUGCUCGUCUGUGCAGUUGGAUUGCAAAACCGAACCGGGGACACAAAGCUCAUCUUGAUCGAUUUUGAUGCGUCGUAUCCA